Glycine soja is the source of this 1133-nucleotide messenger RNA. Its product is annotated as EPIDERMAL PATTERNING FACTOR-like protein 1. Lineage: Eukaryota; Viridiplantae; Streptophyta; Magnoliopsida; Fabales; Fabaceae. The transcript has 2 exons. The coding region runs from base 510 to 893 and encodes 127 amino acids. The record is from RefSeq and is a predicted model, not a curated record. Gene Ontology annotation, biological process: guard cell differentiation; stomatal complex development.
AAAGUCUCAAGCCCCUCAAACUACUAAUAGAACACUGUCCAAGAGGGCCCCUUGAUACUGAUGUGGAUUCUCCCAAUUUGCUUAACCCUCUAGAGUCGUUCCUUUCACUUUUUCUGCUACACUCUGCACUCUCUCUCUCUCUCUCUCUCUCUCUCUACUUGCUUGCUAUUGCUGCCAACACAUCUUCCAAUUUAUGUACCUCUCUUCUCCUCUUUCUUCAGGCUAUACGCCAUGAGAAGAAAAGCACUACUCUACACUGGAAAAUAAUAGAGUAAAAAAGCCUUCUUCCUUUUGAGUUUUGAUCUUCUCUCUCUCUCUCUCUCUCUCUCUCUCUCUCUCUCUCUCUCUCUCUUGGUUGGGUUCUUCUUCACAUCACAACCUGAUAAAGUUUCUUCAGAGGACUGGCAUUCGGAUCUCAGUUAACUAAAAUUAAAUUUUACCACCCAAGCUAGUUUUCUCUUUUGGAUGGGGAAUGACUUCAAGGGGUGGUGACAUGAUCAUAUGCAUUCAUGGCUUCACUUAAUUCAUAUCAUUACUAUACAACCACCUCCUUGCUCAUCAUACUUCUUCUCCAUGAUUUGCUCUCUCUAUCUCUAGUUUCUGCCUCCAAUCAUCCUCAAUCUGCAAUUUCUCCAAGGGAACUGUUAUUUGGGGAGAAAAACAGGCUAGGUUCAAUUCCUCCCAGCUGUCACAACAAGUGCAAUGAUUGUCAUCCAUGCAUGGCAGUUCAAGUGCCAACUUUGCUAAGUCAUGACUCCAAUCCUCCAGAUCUUACCAAAACUGCUGCGAUGGCAAGUUUUCUUAACCCUUCUUCUCCCCAAGGCAACAGGUACUCCAAUUACAAGCCAUUGGGGUGGAAAUGCCAUUGUGGUGACCACUUCUUCAACCCUUAGAAAUUUGUAAAACGGCCCUCUUAUUUUUUGUUGGUUAAAUUUUAAUAUUUGUGGCUUAGGGGUCAGCUAGGGUAACAGAUUUGCGUACGUCAGCAUGGAUCCUAUACAUUAGAGCUUGAUACACUUGUACAGAGUUUGUUACAGACCUCAUGAAUUUCAACUUUAUUCUGUUGCAUCUUAAUUUUGAGAAAGUUGCCUGUUCCUGCUUUUGUGUCUGUUAGGAUCAUAUCAUUUGAGUUA